Messenger RNA from Limulus polyphemus (Atlantic horseshoe crab), 3618 nucleotides. Its product is annotated as nuclear receptor subfamily 2 group F member 1-A-like. The record is from RefSeq and is a predicted model, not a curated record. NCBI's taxonomy places the organism in Eukaryota, Metazoa, Arthropoda, Merostomata, Xiphosura, Limulidae. The transcript has 3 exons. Bases 394 to 1587 code for a protein of 397 amino acids. Gene Ontology annotation, molecular function: RNA polymerase II cis-regulatory region sequence-specific DNA binding; zinc ion binding; nuclear receptor activity. Gene Ontology annotation, biological process: anatomical structure development; cell differentiation; regulation of transcription by RNA polymerase II.
CGGUCUUUGAAGUCCACCACUCACUAGCUACUCGUAGCACAGCAAGUUACUUUCCGACUCUUACCAACUCAUUCUGGCCCAAGUUCACGCAGGUUCACGCGCAGUUCCUCCUUACUUGGGUUGCUUGGGGGCAGAGGGCUUGUUGUUGUGAAGCCUGAGUGGGGCAGCUCUAGUUGCCCGUCUGCCUUGGCUGUGUAAAGACACGCGGAAUGCCAUUGUGUUGGGUGGGGAGUAGAACAUACCAGCGCCUUUCCAUUUAGGAUAAUAUAAGGCUUACUUCGGCCCCGUCCUGGACUCUUUCUAUGGGGAGGUAAUACCGAUAGUCUGAAGCGAUUCACCGUUCUCAGUGAACUAGCUCACAAAAGAAUCAGUGUGUAACUUUAGAUCUCUGGCAUGGCGCUGGCCGUAACGUCUUGGAGGGAUCCACCGCCGACUGCUGGAGUCUCGGUACCGGAAACCGACCUAACGCCGCAGACACCGACAGACAGUCAUAACGGUCCUCCUCCGCCCCCACAGCCCAGUACGACAUCGCAGACUGUAGAUAAAAACGUUCAACAUAUGGAAUGUGUGGUCUGUGGGGAUAAAAGCAGUGGUAAGCACUACGGCCAGUUCACAUGCGAAGGUUGUAAGUCCUUCUUUAAAAGAAGCGUCAGACGGAACUUGACAUACACCUGUCGCGGAAACAGAAACUGCCCAGUUGACCAACAUCAUCGAAACCAGUGCCAAUACUGUCGGCUCAAGAAGUGUCUCAAGAUGGGCAUGCGCAGGGAGGGUAGGUUCCCAGCUGUACAGCGUGGACGUUUGCCUCCCACACAGCAUGGCCUCCCUGGUCAGAUGACGUUAACCAAUGGAGACACUUUAAAUGGUCAUUCGUAUUUGUCCAGUUUUAUAUCGCUCCUCCUCAGAGCAGAACCCUACCAGCCCACGCGCUAUGCCCAGUGUAUGCAACCCAAUAACUUCAUGGGGAUUGAUAAUAUCUGUGAACUAGCGGCUCGCCUGUUGUUCAGCGCUGUAGAGUGGGCAAGAAAUAUACCAUUUUUUCCCGAUCUUCAAAUAACUGACCAAGUGGCUUUGCUCAGACUUGUCUGGAGUGAACUCUUUGUGUUGAACGCGUCCCAGUGCUCCAUGCCUCUGCACGUGGCGCCUUUAUUGGCGGCCGCUGGACUACAUGCCUCACCUAUGGCAGCGGACCGCGUGGUGGCGUUCAUGGACCACAUCCGAAUCUUCCAAGAGCAGGUGGAGAAGUUGAAAGCUCUUCAUGUGGAUGCUGCCGAAUACAGCUGUCUGAAGGCGAUCGUUCUCUUCACAACAGAUGCUUGUGGAAUUUCAGACGUUGGACACAUCGAGAGUUUACAAGAAAAGUCACAGUGUGCUUUAGAAGAAUAUUGUAGAACACAGUACCCUAAUCAGCCUACUCGCUUCGGCAAGCUCCUUCUCCGUUUACCUUCCUUGCGGACAGUCAGUUCCCAGGUGAUAGAACAGUUAUUCUUCGUUCGGCUGGUGGGGAAGACACCCAUUGAAACCCUCAUAAGAGACAUGCUCUUAAGCGGCAGUUCUUUCAACUGGCCGUAUAUGUCGUUACAGUGACCGGAAAGAACAACACAGAUAUGCGGUCAGGUUUUCAAGAUGGUCGCCAUUCCUUCUCGCCGAAAUGAGGCAGUGUGUAAAUUCCAUGUUUACGCGGCACAACGAUCCUAGUUGUUGUUUUCACGGAAAAAAUAAACAUUGUCUGGAAUAUGGCAAUAGAAGUCUAGAAAUACCAGUGAAAACCAAAAGUGUUCUAACAACGAUAAAAAGUUUAUAAGCAUUUUAUUGUUACUAUGUACGAAGCUAAACUCAUCAUAAUGUGCUGUAUAUACGCGUUGUUAAGGGCCAACUCUUCUUAUAUUACUAAAUGAUUACGGAAAACCCUGCAGACUGAGGAAGAAAACCUGUUUGUUUUAUUCAUAUAGUUCCCAGUCACCGAAGAACCGUAUUGAGGUUUUUUAUAGAGUUGUGCUAAGUCGUAGACUAUAAUAUAGUGCUUUAGUACAUCUGCUUUAAUGAUGAUAUUUUGAGUGCAAAAGUGCAUAACUAUAUAGAUUUCUACACAUCAAAGUGCCGGUGAAAAAGAAAAAAAAGAGCCGUGUCGAGCUUUACUCUUUUCACACCUCCUCUUGCUGUGUUCAAUAUUAAAAGUUAAUGAAAUGAUUUCUAAGCCACGAGAUGUCGUAAAAUGCAAUGGCCAAACAUUUGUUACAUAGACCUAGCUCUUAUAACUUGCUAUGGUUGUUAUCAACUUAACCAAACAGUUUAUUUCAGACACUGGUGUAUAGCUAACUUGUUGUAAAGUGUUCUCUUAUGAUUAAGUGUUGUUGUCUUUGAUAAACAUAAUGAAUUUAUUCAAUUGAUGUAUAAAUAUAAACAUUUCUUGACCCCAUGCCUGAAAAAAAAAUCAGGGUUAUCCAACCCUCUACGUUUUCAAUCAUUCUUUACAAAACUUGUCUUUUCCUUUCCAUUAGAACAAAUAGCAAUAAAAUUUGAAAUACUGACACAUCGAAAAAAUAUAUAUAUAUGAUGUAGUGGUGAUAGUGGAAUUUAUAAAAAUUUAUAACUAUUCAAAAGAAGCUCCAUAAAAUUAACGAGUAAACACCUGCUUAGAAACGUACUUCACUCUAAAAUGUUUCGACACAAUGACCUGAUCUUGUGCAUAACACGUCAAUGAAGGUUCGUGUAAUUUCGCUUCAGCUAACAGAAUUUGAAGUAUAUGAGAAAAAGUUUAUUUUGUAUUCUUAAAUCUGAAACUUUUAAUUAAUAUUCUUCAGUAUGAAAUAAAUUCAUAAAAUAUUUAUACUUAUCUAAUGCCUUAUUUCUUUUUCGGUAAAAAAGUUUUAUAUUAUUAUAUAUUACAUUACGAUAAAGGAUUUUACGACAAUGUUAAAACAUACUUGUAAGCGCGUGCAUUUUUCGUAUCAAGUGGGCAUGUUGAAGUUCCAAAUUAUUAAUAAGAAUCACCAUGGUUUAAAGAACCUCAUUUGGUUGCAAUAUCUGUCAGAGUCUUUAUUUUUCUUGCUCACUUUCAUAGAACAUUAAGAUGGCGAUAAAAAAUGUUUUCUUUCACUCCUCUUAAUAUUUUUUUACCUUCAUUAAACAAUGAAUUUAAGAUUUUUACGUUGAACUACUUUUUACCGGAAUAAAAGUUUUUACUUAAGUUCAAAAUAAACUUCUAAACAAACAUGAAAUGUUAGUACAAUAAACUUGAAAAAAUUAGGCCUGGAAAACAUAAAAAUAUGAAUUUUCUGUUGGAAAAAAUAAUAGAAAGAGAUAAAUACUUGAAUGGUAAGAUAUAAAGAAGAUGUUGGAUUUAUUUUCAAAUAAACAAUUUCUUUCUUUACUUAGUGAUCAGCGUCGAAAGAAAUGUUAGAGUAACAUCAAUUUGUUCGGAUAUAUUCAUAAGUUAUUUAAUGCAAUAACCCAAAUUCACUUUAAGUAACAAUAUUUUCCUUUUUCUGGUGUGUAUUAUACUGCCCGAUGAUGAAAUUUACAAAAAUUAUUAGCUGGAACAUAUGGACGGUUAUUUAUGUAAUUUCAUGACAAUUGCACUUUUUAUAUUACAGUCUUGAAAUGAAAAAAAAAAAA